This is a messenger RNA of Endocarpon pusillum Z07020, 5370 nucleotides long. RefSeq lists its product as uncharacterized. Gene Ontology annotation, cellular component: Scc2-Scc4 cohesin loading complex. The coding region runs from base 1 to 5370 and encodes 1789 amino acids. The transcript is spliced from 4 exons. Gene Ontology annotation, molecular function: chromatin binding. Lineage: Eukaryota; Fungi; Ascomycota; Eurotiomycetes; Verrucariales; Verrucariaceae. Gene Ontology annotation, biological process: establishment of mitotic sister chromatid cohesion; replication-born double-strand break repair via sister chromatid exchange; establishment of protein localization to chromatin. The record is from RefSeq and is a predicted model, not a curated record.
AUGCAGGCGCCUCGUCGCCCAACAGUCGAAGUCAUCAUCAAUGGCAACCAGAAAGCGACAAAGGUCUCGUCGACGGGAAGACUUCGGCCACUCUCUGUUGACGAGGCUCUGCAAUAUUCUCCACUGGCGACGUCUGUGACUUCAGGCUAUGAACGCAUCCCUAUACCAGACUUAGCCCAACCCUAUAUGUCCCCAGGGCUACUUGCCGAGAACGAACGCACAUCCCUGAAGAGAUUACUGGAUCAAAGCACGAGUUCCUUCUCGAACGGAGGUGCUGCCAACGCGCAGGCUGGCGUUUGGGGAAAGGGAUUGAAUGAUCUUUUAGACCCAGAUGAUCUUUCGGAGUUCAAGUUCAAGGCCGUACAGCUACCUAGGAGCUCCUUACUGCCAAUCUCCAACACCGAGCGAAGCCUCCCUUCGUUUAAACCACAGAUUAGUCCACUUGCCAGAAUGGUACUUGAUUCUUCAGCCAUUGCUUAUCGAUACCCGACGCCCGAAACACCCAGCCCGAAAGCCUCAAGUCGUACUCACUCUCUUCCCACUCCGGCCUUAUCAAGGUCUCCCGAGCAGCCGAUUGCUUCCCAGAACCAUAGAGCGUUCCAAGAGAAUAAUAUCCAUCAACCCGGAAAGCAGAGAAUAUUGAUAGAAGUUCCUCCCCGUCCGCCCUAUGAGUACGGAGAAGUUCCCCACCAGUCACCGAAGCGGCGAAAGCUCGAUGCUGACAAUGAGCUUCCACGAGUUGUGAUACAGUAUCAAGCGCAGAAAGAAGAAGCGGAGGUGGCAUUGUCGAAGUUCCAAGACUUUCUUCAGGAGAUAUUUACUGCCCAUGACCUAUUGCAGCCUGACACUUCAAGUCCCCGUGCCCUUAAAGCAAGCUCCUAUUUCGAAGAGACCGAUAGUCUAGACGAGUCCACCUCUCAUUUAGCGACUAAGGUGCAUAGCAAGCUUCAAAACGCAAUCAAAAAACUAACAAUCAGCCAAGAUUUUGAGAGAGUCCAACCAGAUGACGUGAGAAGGUUGCAAAAGAUCUGUGAAGGCCCAAUACUUUUCGCUCAAACGAUUAACCUUCAUCUUGGCGAAGAGCCGAGCGAGGAAGAUGCCAAGCACUGGCAAGCGAGCAUGCUUCGAGCAGAAAACGGUCUUACAUCAGCUUGCACAGUUGCCUGGACGAUAUUGGGUAGUCUGGAGAAUAAAGAGCUCUGUCCAGAAGACAUUGUGCAGAGCAUACCAAUCCUUCUUACGAAUACCUUUGAGAAUUGUCUUAUUCCAGUACUUGAAGCACGCUCCAAUGGACGUACGUCAGUGCUCUUCAAGCUUGCGUCUGGAUCUAAAGAUCUAUUGACCAGGCUGCUUCAUCAAGGCAGGAAGCUCCUGUCUUUGAUGGCAGAUAUCUGCCUUCAAAUGGAAAGUGCGGAGACCGCUAUCACUCGGAUAGAAUAUCUCGCAACGCAGCUUAUAUUUGUGGAGAGCUCUUAUACAGAAAAAGAUUCUGUUCUUGGGGUACAGCUUUUCGAAACGGUGAGGAAAGCUGCUGUGGAAGCACUUGCGAAAAUAUUUUCUAGGUUCGUAGAUCAGCGUCAGUCAAUCCUGGACGAAAUCUUGUCCUCGCUGCAGAAGCUCUCAACCACCAAACAAGGCGCACGGCAAUUCAAACUCGUCGAUGGCAAGAACAUCCAACUGGUCUCUGCAUUGGUCAUGCAGCUCAUCCAGACUGUUGCCACUGAGACUUCCGAGCAGCGGGGGAGAGCAGAAGUCACCACUCCAAAACGUACGGAUCCUGUCGAACCUGCAACUGACAGCGACGACGAUGGCUCCACUAUGAAGUCUAAUGGCGUCAAUAGUGAGGAGACAUUAUCACCUUUAGGGAAGCUGAGCCAGAAGGCGAAUUCAUUGUAUCAAAGAGCUGUGGAAAGCGCCAACUACAUCAUUAACUACUUUGUGCAGCGAGCAAAGGUUUCCACCAAGACCGGAGACCAGCCACACCGAAAUCUUCUCGAUCUCUUUAUUGAAGACCUAAUCAGCGUGCUUGGUUCUCCUGAAUGGCCUGCUGCUGAGCUCUUGUUGUGGAUUCUCGCUCGUCACAUGCUGACAAUCUUGAAUGAUGACAAAAGUGCGGCAACUCCUAAGAAUAUGGCACUCGAAUUACUCGGAUGGAUGGGUUCUGCGAUAUCUAACCUUUUGCUCUCAAUUCAGUCGCUUUGUGAAACAUUUGAUCACCAGGAUGACGCUGUCAGCCAGUAUCUUACGGGACUCGCUGAAGAUCAACUGCAAAGGUCGUUACGCAAUAAGGAUAUUGUUACAGAGACGGGUCCUUUUAAGAUCACGCUUGAGUAUCUCAAAGACUGCGACCGCGAUCGCAAUAACUGGCAGCUCAGGACAGCUUGUGGAUACUAUUUGGUCACAUGGGCAAGGACCUUCUAUUCUACAGUCGACAUUGGUGAAGAUCAACAUUCUCAAGAAAUAGAAGGCUUUUCUAGGGCAUUGUUGAAAGCUUUCAAGGAUCCCAUCUCUUUAGGAGGGGAGAAAGUUUUCGAGGAUAUCACUCCACAUCAAGGUCGACUGGCAUAUCUUUUGACGGUCGUCAAUAUGGGCUUCUGUAAAGCGUUUGACGUCAUUGUCAAAGUUUUACUUCAGUCCUUGACUAGCGAUCAGGCAAAGAUGCGUAGUCGCAGCCUAAAAAGUGUCGUUGCCAUGCUAGAAGCAGACCCAAAGCUUUUGGAUCGCGAUGCAGGUGUUAUGAACGUCAUCUUUCGGUGUGCUUCAGAUUCGUCCCCCAUGGUUCGUGACAACGCGUUAUCACUCAUCUCAAAAUGUAUGUUUUUGAGACCAGGCCUUGAGGAUGAGGCAAUCCGGGUUGUCUUGGAGCGUGGACAGUCGGAUGUGGCCACUGGGGUACGAAAGCGUUGCCUCAGUAUACUGAAGGAGAUUUAUCUCCGCAAUCCGAAGAACACUGUGAGAGCUGGUAUUGCACGAUCGUUUCUCUCCAGACUCAACGAUCCGGAAGAAUCGGUAUCUCUUAUUGCACAGCAGACGCUGUAUGAUACAUGGAUUGCACCGUUCAUCGCACCUGCUGGGGUUGUGGUCGAUACAGCAAAAGCACAAGUUGCCUUGACCGAGCAGGUCCAUUUGAUUGUGAAGACCGUCAGUGCGACGGAGAGCAUCAAUAUGUCUGAUACGCUUCUCCGACUGGAGCAAUUCUACCGAAGCGUCUUGAAGGAUGGGAUGAAGACUCACACACCAGUUUCCGUCAUUUGCUCUAAUAUCGUUGAUGUUCUUUUCGAUCUGAUUUUGAAUAGCUCAGAUCAAACCUCAAAGCAAGAGCAAAGGGCAUUAUUGUCAUCCUUGGAAGCGUUCUCAAAAGCAGAUGCCAGUCUUGUCAAGCCUGAACAGCUGCAAGCGCUUCAACCCUAUAUUCAGAAUCUUUCCACCGAUGAUGAUCUUUUCUUUUUCAGAUCCGUUGUUGUAAUCUAUCGUUGCGUACUACCUCAUCUAUCCGACAAAACUUUACUCAAAGCCAUUCAGAACGAUCUCAUGAGAGCUGUGUCCAGAUUGGGGCGUGCUGAGCUUAACGAAGCGAUAUCUUGCUUGUGGACCAUUGAUCGCGUCCUUCACAAUACUGAGCGGCUGGUAAAGCUCACAAUGUCUUUACUUAAGAACAUCUAUGCCGCCAAAAUUUCUACCUCCGAUGGACUCGAUGAAGGCGAUCCUGCCUUAGGAGAUGCGUCAAGAAGGCUGCGAAGCUACCUUCGGAUCACCGGCUGCGUUGGUAAGCAUUGUGACCUCGAGCCUUUCGCGCAUUCUUUCAAAGAUAUAUUCCCUUCAUGGAAAGGGACUUCAGUCGUUGACUUGAUGGUGGACCUUAUCUAUCCUCUCACAACAGCGCAGAGGGCCCCAUUGAUUCGCAGCGAAGCUCUCCACAGUCUAGCGUCUAUCUGUCAAAGUUGGCCAGGGCAAUUCAACAAAGAAGUAGUCCGAAAAUCGUUCUCAGAAGUCCUCGAGAGAGGGAACUCGGACCUCCAAUAUAUUGCCGUAACCAGCUUCCUGGAUUUCUUCAAGGCUCGAGAAGUCGCUACAGAAACACUUGCAGCCUCCAAAACCGACGCCAAGGAGCCUACUGGCAGGCUCGAAAGCUCCCUCCGAGCAAGCGAUCAUGACGGCGCUGCAGCGUUAAUUGCCCAACAUUUUCUCUCGCUCAUUCUACUGAUUUCCAUUUCUGGCAACGAGCACAUCGACAUGCCAGCAAUCGAAGUCAUUGCAAGUAUCAAUCGACAAGGGCUCGUGCAUCCGAAAGAGUGUGCUGGGGCACUUGUGGCAUUGGAAACAUCACCUCGGCCAUUGCUUGCUAGAGUCGCCUGUGACACCCAUAGGCUACUCCACCAGCAGCAUGAGACAAUGUUUGAAAGAGAAUACAUGAGGGCAAUUCGCGAAGCAUAUGAGUAUCAGAGAGACAUCGUGAAGGAUCCGACAGGGGCAAAAGCUCGGCCUUUCGUGCCAAAACUAUCCUCGCUUUACGAGAUUGUCAAGACAAGCAACAUCAAAUACGUUCGUAAAUUCUUACGGCACCUUGUUAUGAAGGUCGGUGUCGACCCGUCUGAUCUCACUGUCAGCAAAAACGCUUUGGACCAGGUUCAGUUCUCGAGGUUUAUUGUGCAAAAUCUGGCUUAUCUGGAUUAUGGAAAACUCGAUGAGCUUGUACAUGCUAUCUCCUUCAUGGAGAGCCAUGUCGGCAAAGCUGGAGCGGAAGUGGCGCAGGCUAUUGAAGCACACAUUAUUGGCAGGAGCGAUGUCAAGCAGGACAAGGGCCAGCAACUUGCGGAUGGUCCAACCUAUACGGAAGCGAUUCCUAUGAAGAGUGCAGAGCCUGCGCUGCUGAAACGUCUUGCUAUGUCUGCCAUGAUCUUGACUAUGCUCUGGGAAACUCGAACGCAUCUUAGGCGACAAUACGGCAUAACAGGACCCGUCCGAGAAAAUGAUGGAAAGAGUAAGGACGCGAAGGAAUUGGCCAAAACGCCUACAAAGGUGCACGGUAUCACUGGAGAAAGGUUUUGGGAGAACAUUUCGGACAUCAUGACAUCGUUAGAUGACGACGAGGCAAUGUCGAGACGCUGUCUGGCAUUCGCACAACUAAUGGCUGUGGAUGAUGAAGUCAAAGUAGCGGCAGAGGUUGAUGAGAUGCGAGAAUCUUACUCAGCCAGUGUCGAUCCCGAAGCCAGCUUGCAGCCUCUGGUCAAUGGAAGCAAAGGCCCGAGAGGCAAGAGAAAGAGCUCCGUGUCAGCAAUCGGGACGCCGAAGAAGAAGAGAGGCCGGCCUAGUCUGAAUGGUAGGCGCCGGUCGGGCGCAAAGCAGGGCUCGGACGAUGAUUGGGAUUGA